AUGAUUAGUAAAUUAUUCAGUGUACCUGAAUAUCGUGUGCUAACUAUGGGUCUCGAUGCAUCAGGAAAAACAACAAUUCUUUAUAAAUUAAAACUCAAUGAAACUAUUCAAACAAUUCCAACCAUUGGUUUCAAUGUAGAAGUAGUAAAGUUUAAUCAUACUUCUUUAACUAUUUGGGAUGUGGGUGGACGUGAUAAAAUUCGCCCUUUGUUAAGACACUAUUUUGAAAAUACACAAGCUGUUAUUUUUGUGAUUGACUCAAAUGACAAAGAUCGAUUACCAGAAACAACAGAAGAGUUGUGGCGUGUAUUAGAGGCCGACGAAUUAAGAAACUUACCUAUAUUAAUCUACUUAAAUAAAAUAGAUUUACCUAAUGCAAUGAAAUCGAACUAUAUUACUCAAGAAAUGAAACUGAAUAAUAUUAGAAAUAGGCAAUGGUAUUUGCAACCAUGUUGUGCUUGUACGGGUGAUGGUUUGUACGAAGGUUUAAGUUGGUUAAUAAGUGCGUUGAAAUCGCCACAUACUUCGGAAUCUACAUAUACAACUAUGAAAUCAACUGCUUCGACAAAAACAAUUGAGAACGAUCGUCAUGUAGAUAAGUCAUUAGAAUGGUUGACUCAAAUAGAUGAUGACACAAAUGAAGACUUUCUCGAGAAAUUCGAAAAACAUCAACUUCCUGUUGAGACAUUUGAUCAUCGAACAUUGUUGAGAACAAUAUGGGUUUAUUUAACAAUAUAUGGUAGACAAAAAACAGUUAAAGUAGUAUUUGAUCAUCUCAAGAUUUAUAUUAGAGAUAUGAAUGAAACAUUGAUUUAUUUUUGGAUUCAAAUUUUACAUUAUGCAUUCGAAGCAACAAAAAAUCCAACAAAUGAUUUUACAGGUUUCCUAUUAAUGAAUCCUCAAUUACUCAACGAAACUGAUCUACCAUUGAGUUAUUAUAAAAAAGAUACAUUAUUUAGUAAUCAAGCAAAAACAACUGUUGUUCUGCCAGAUAUAAAACCAUUGCCAAAUAUUUUACCAGGAUCAUCUGCUUCUGAUAUCAAUAAAAUGAAGAACAAAAAUGACUCGACAUUUGAAUCAUUCAUUGAUGAAUUAGACGAUGACGAAUUUCAAAAACAAUUUGAAUCAUAUACAUUAAAAGGUUGGUCUCAUAAAACUCACUUACGUAUUACAUGGCUUUAUUUGACACAUGAUGGACGCCGUGUAGCAGUCAACAAAAUAUUUAAUGGUAUCAAAAAUUUCAUUCAAAAUAGUCCAAUUACACAAAAGACAACAUUUCACUUUACAAUGACAUAUUUCUGGAUUCAAAUGAUUGAUCUAGCUAUUGCACAAAGUCCGAAACAGAUCAAUUUCGAAGAAUUUCUUCGUUUAAAUCCUCAUUUACUCAACGAAAAUUUAUUUCUUGAAUAUUACAAAAAGGAAACAGUCUUGAAUAAUCCCAUUGCUAAACAAGAAAUGGUAUUGCCGGACAUCAAACCGUUACCAACCUUUGUUACAGUCAACAACAACAACAACAACAAAAAGUAA
Rotaria sordida is the source of this 1527-nucleotide messenger RNA. NCBI's taxonomy places the organism in Eukaryota, Metazoa, Rotifera, Eurotatoria, Philodinida, Philodinidae. The record is from the annotation of a GenBank genome assembly.